Messenger RNA from Spodoptera littoralis (African cotton leafworm), 882 nucleotides. The record is from the annotation of a GenBank genome assembly. NCBI's taxonomy places the organism in Eukaryota, Metazoa, Arthropoda, Insecta, Lepidoptera, Noctuidae.
AUGGGUCCAACUAUCCCAGCCGUAACUAAACUAACUAAUAGUGUUAUUAGAAUUCUAGGAUGUAAUCCAGGCCCUAUGACUCUUCAAGGCACUAAUACAUACUUAAUAGGCACUGGUAAAAAUCGAAUUCUGGUAGAUACUGGUGAUAAAAAUGUACAAGAUUACCAGAAGCACUUGGCACAGGUGGUAAACCAAGAGCAGGUCAAUAUAGAGCAUAUUAUUGUGACCCACUGGCAUCAUGAUCAUAUCGGAGGAGUUGAAAAUAUUUAUGGCAAAAUUGCUACUGAACCAAAAAUAUGGAAGCAUCCAAGGAGUCAAGAUGAUGAAAAAGAUCACAUACCACCUGUCAUACCUAUGAACUGGUUAGUAGAUGGCCAGGAGUUGAAGGUUGAAGGGGCUACUUUAAAGGUCCAUCACACACCAGGUCAUACUACCGAUCAUGUAGUACUUACACUGCUCGAGGAGAAUAUCCUGUUCAGCGGAGAUUGUAUCCUUGGUGAAGGCACUGCUGUGUUCGAAGACCUGUACAGCUAUAUGCUUAGUUUGAAGAAAAUACUAAACUUGGCACCUGGUGUUAUUUAUCCAGGACAUGGGAAUGUUGUUGAUGACCCAAUCACGAAAAUAGAAUACUACAUACAACACAGAAAUGAAAGAGAAAAGCAAAUAUUAGAGGCACUAAAGAAACAUCAGGAUAAGGCGCUGAAUGAAAUGGAUUUAGUUAAAAUGAUUUAUAAGGAUACUCCAGAACAUCUAUGGCCAGCGGCAGCUUAUAAUGUCAGCCAUCAUUUAAAGAAACUGACAAAAGAACAUAAAAUUAAUUGCGUAACUGUCAGUGAUGAGUCCAGAUGGCAAUUCGCUGGGAACUUGGACAGUAAUUUAUAG